Lichtheimia ornata is the source of this 321-nucleotide messenger RNA. RefSeq lists its product as uncharacterized. Lineage: Eukaryota; Fungi; Mucoromycota; Mucoromycetes; Mucorales; Lichtheimiaceae. The record is from RefSeq and is a predicted model, not a curated record. The transcript has a single exon. Bases 1 to 321 code for a protein of 106 amino acids.
AUGAUUGGCUUCGUUGAUACGAUGCUUGCCUUUGUCAUUGGUCGAUUAAAUUUCAUACGCCUUGGCUUCAAUUUGAGCAAGCCCUUUGACGCAUCACAGGAAGCGAAUGCAAGCUGCUUUAUGGUAUCGUCAGCCACCUCUUUGACGCUGAUUUCCCCACGAGGAGACUUGCAGCAUGGCUACAUGCUCAUCACUGUCGUCGAUAUCAUGUGCCAUGUCGCCACCAAAAAGACCUUGAUCGCUUUUAUCAAAGCACAAUGUGCUGCCUUGAUUUGCAAUAACUCAACGAGAAGGUUACAGCUUCUGGAGUAUUGGCGCUAA